GAAGGUGUUUGGGCUUGCACCACGGGAAGUGGGGCGAAGGAAGAUGGAGGUUGAGGAUUGCGGAGAGGAUGCUCGGCGUAUCAGAAACAGAGGCCUGUGUGUGGACGAUGAUUUCUUGCAGAUGGUGGAGGUGGCAAACGGCUGGAUCGCGGACUUCAUGUGUUACUGUUUAUAUCGGUAUUUCAAGGCAGGAAUGUACGCGGAAUUCAGGCUGAUGAGGGAUACCAUGAAUGGUUUACUUCAGCACCCAUCCAUCACAGAGUCAAUUCAGACAAAGAAGGUGCAUAUCUGCCAAAUCCUAUCCCGAAUUGUUGAAGGGAAGAAUCUUGAUGUCCAAUUUGACCAAGAUGAAUCAAUAACUCCGUUGGAAUCUGCAUUAUUGGUAUUGAUCGAAAUGGCAGAUGACAAGCAGCUAAAGAAAGAUGCAUUAUAUUCAGACCUCAAGCAGUUGCUUCAAGUUCAGAGUGUAGCAGUCUGUAUGGAAAAGGGAGAUUUCAAGAGAGCUUCUGAAGUUCUGGAACGAGAAUUUCAAGAAAACUUGGAUUCAGAUCAGCCUUUAAAAAGGACUUUAUCUUCAGUUAUCAGUAAGAAAGAUCUGAACCAUAAAUUCCUCAACAAAUUCGAUAAUGAACGAUUAGUGGAUGUAGCUGCAUCACUUGCAAACAAACUACUAAUUAAGGAAAAGUCACAGUUUCUAGUCCAAGCAGCAACCAAAGUGGUGCAGUCUAGAAAAAGAGAUGCAGACGCAGGCAGUUCUGACGUUGAGAGUAUUUGUGAACACACGGAUGGAAAAUGGGAAGAUUUAUCAAGAGGAGAAACCGAUGACGAAGCAAAUAGUGCAGAACUAAAUACACACAGAUCUCGAAGACAGCUUUACAGUUUUGUUGCGCAGAAAGGUUGGAAACCAGUAAAAUCUGAAGCAGUCAAAGAUUUUGGAGGGAAAAGGAAAAGGUUAUCUGUGAAAAAGAAGAAAUUCACAAGUCGUGAACAUUUGGUGGGAAGUAAAAAGCAAAAUACAUCAUCUAAUUCAGAAGUGCCAAGGAAGAAAAGAGUAAGCACUUGAUGAAAGGAAAAAUCUGUACUAAUC
Messenger RNA from Rhincodon typus (whale shark), 1087 nucleotides. It is a transcript of the gene terf1, whose product is annotated as telomeric repeat binding factor (NIMA-interacting) 1. The record is from RefSeq and is a predicted model, not a curated record. Gene Ontology annotation, molecular function: telomerase activity; G-rich strand telomeric DNA binding; double-stranded telomeric DNA binding. Gene Ontology annotation, biological process: negative regulation of telomere maintenance via recombination; protein localization to chromosome, telomeric region; regulation of telomere maintenance via telomerase. Bases 44 to 1063 code for a protein of 339 amino acids. Lineage: Eukaryota; Metazoa; Chordata; Chondrichthyes; Orectolobiformes; Rhincodontidae. Gene Ontology annotation, cellular component: shelterin complex; chromosome, telomeric region; nucleus. The transcript has 9 exons.